Aureobasidium namibiae CBS 147.97 is the source of this 1734-nucleotide messenger RNA. RefSeq names its product WH1-domain-containing protein. The transcript is spliced from 4 exons. Lineage: Eukaryota; Fungi; Ascomycota; Dothideomycetes; Dothideales; Saccotheciaceae. Gene Ontology annotation, molecular function: actin binding. The coding region runs from base 1 to 1734 and encodes 577 amino acids. The record is from RefSeq and is a predicted model, not a curated record.
AUGCCCUCCAUCCUAAACGACGAUGACAAGCAGAAUGUCAAGCGACAGGUCCCCAAGGCGUCCAACAAGAUCCACGCCGUCGCUGUCGCCAAACUGUACAUUGCAUAUCCAAACCACAACAGAUGGCAGUAUACCGGUCUGCAGGGCGCUAUAGUCCUCGCCAACGACCUCGUCGGCAACACCUUCUGGAUCAAGAUGGUCGACGUCUCGCCCUCGAACCGCGGCGUCGUCUGGGACCAGGAAAUCUACGACACCUUCCAGUACAACCAGGACCGUACCUUCUUCCACACGUUCGAGCUCGAAGACUGUCUGGCCGGCCUGUCGUUUUCAGAUGAGAAGGAAGCCAAGCAGUUCAAGAAGAAGAUGGACGAACGCGAGAAGAAUGCACACAAGAACACAAAGAACAAGCCAUUUGGCAGUGGGGGCGGCACGAACAAGGAUUAUGCUGCUGCCAGUGGACCUGGUGCUGGCUCGACUAGAUCCCGUUUCGGACUCAGCAGUCUGCUACCCGGACACCGCCAUUCGCAGGCUCCUCAGCCUCCAGCUCAAUCCAUUAUUCCACCACGCGAAAUGACUAUCACUCACGCUGCACCUGCUCGGUCUACGCCAUCUCACAAUCUGGACCUGUCGGAUCCUGCCGUACAGGAAGUGCUCAACCAGCUGCUGUCCAUGGGCAUUACCGAGGACCAGCUGGAGGAGCACGCUGGCUUCAUCCAGACCUACCUCGAGCAACACAAGGCUAGCGCCGCUGCCGAGGAAGAACGCAAGGCUCGGGCACCGCCACCACCUCCGCCUGUAGCUGCACAAAUGUCCCCCCAAACCACUGGAGGAAGUGGAAGCAAUUCGAGACGUGGGCCUCCGCCUGCGCCGCCACAACCUAGGAGGGGCGCCGCACCAGCGAGGCCACCGUCUCCCUCUCCUUCACCGCCACGCGCUCCCUCGCCGCCUCGACCCAUGUUCCGUGCUCCUCCUCCGAUCGCCGACGCCGGAAAAUCCAGGGCGUCGUCUUCUGUUGCUCCUCCGCCCCCACCACGUGUACCCACGAAGACACCCGCAGACGAAGCCUCAUCGUCCAGAUUCGGCGUUCCUCCUCCUUUCGCUGGCUCUCGUGUUCCUUCUGGCCCUCCUCCUACCCCUGCUCGAGGUUCUGUGCCACCACCCCCUCCUGCGAGGAACAAUAUCGCCUCUCCCGGUAUUCCUAUGCCGCCACCAUUACCUCCCAAAACUCCAAAUUCGGCCGCUCCUCCUCCACCGCCGCUCCCCCCACCGUCAGCUCGUCCCGUUCCGCCUCCUCCAGGAGCUGGCAGUCUGCCACCUCCCCCUCCUCCUCUCCCUCCGUCUUCUGGAAGCGCUCCCCCGCCUCCGCCACCAAUGCCUCCAAUGGGCGGUGCUCCUCCACCUCCCCCAUUGCCUCCAGGCCGUGCUCCUCCCGGCGGAGAUGCUCCGGCACCCCCACCAUUGCCUCCUGUUGGUGGUGGCGGCGGUAGAGACGAUCUUUUGGCUUCCAUCCGAGGCGGUGCCCGUCUCAAGAAGGUAUCUGAUCAAGAGAAGAAGGACCGCAGCGCUGCAGCAGUACCGGGCGGUGAACCUGCUGCGUCGAGCGGUCCAAGUAGUAAUGGUGGCGGCGGCGAUGCUGCUGGUGGUGGUCUUGCUGGUGCUUUGGCCAGUGCGCUUGCUGCCAGGAAGUCUAAAGUCAGCCAUAGUGAUGAUGAAGACGACAAGGAUGACUGGUAA